GAGACCGCGCAGGCCAUGGUGUACGCGGGCAUACUUUGAAGGCAUCUCCAGAGAAGGUUUGUGUGGCGAGUUUGAUGCGCGUUUCUGGCUCUGCGAUUUCGUGUUUUAGCCACCACCUGCGCUGAAUUCGGCUGUGUUACGCCUCGAUUAGCGUGCGGAGCUGGUGGAUUUUUUUAAGGGGAGAGGUGUUUUGUUUUUUAAUUCUUGGCGGUGCUUUGAAGAGCCAAAGCAGGCGUGCUUAAGGAGAAGUGUGCGGAACAGGGGGCGUUCGAGGUUGGCGGGUGAUGCGUUUGUCGCUUGUGAGGAAGGCUGUAGGAUUGUGUGUGUGUGUUCGGUGAGUGGAUUGCUGUUCGUGCUGGAUGAUUUGUAGCCAUGGGUAUGGAAACGACGCCGCCUCCUUUAAUGUCAACUCUGAACCCGAAUGCGAGUGAGUUUAUCCCUGCGGCUCUUCGUGUCCGAGCGGAGUUGAGUAAGACGACGCCUGCUGAUGUUGUUAUCCUCCCUCCGACUGUUGAUCACGUCGUAACGGAGCCAUACUCGCUUGAGUGGUGGCACUUCAUGGAGACCGAUCUUGCUUUCCGGCAGCAGUAUUUCUCAAUGUGUUCAAGUGAACACGAGAGGACUUUCCUUUCCGAGGAGUUAGAUGUAAGCGCAGACUCCGAUGAUUUUUUCAGUUAUCAAGAGGAGCUUGUACUCCGGGAAGAGGAGGAAGAGUUGGCUCGCAACUUGGCGCAUAUCGAUUUCUAUUCGGAUGAGGAUCUUAGCCUCACAGCUACGAAUAGCUGCAAGGACGUCAAGUCUCUCAAGCCUCAGCCGCAGGUACCGUGGUCCAAGAACUUUAAUCAGUAUCAGAAUAAGGCUAUGUCUUACCGGGGUGGUCCACCUAGAAAGGCAAACACCUACCACCGCAUUCACCAGCCACGCUCCGAUAUGUAGAACGAUAGAAUGAAUCGUGCCCUUCCGAGGGCUGUAUGGUCACUGUACAUUUUCGAAAAAUACUGUUGUAGCGUCGUGUACAUUGGGAGCUUUACCUGCAGAACUGUAGUUUAGCCUACAAUUCUGGUAGGCAUUGAUGUACAAAUUGUACCGUCACCCUGAGUCCAGCAUUCCCGUUAGAUUAAAUGCUUCAUAGGUGUGGUAUGAAAUUUUACAGAGGUCGCAUUUUGAUUCAGGUUGAUGUUACUAGUUCUUUAAAUGUCUACCAUUUUCUUAUGUGUA
This is a messenger RNA of Physcomitrium patens, 1218 nucleotides long. RefSeq lists its product as uncharacterized. The record is from RefSeq and is a predicted model, not a curated record. Lineage: Eukaryota; Viridiplantae; Streptophyta; Bryopsida; Funariales; Funariaceae.